UGCAAAACAUUCAGCAUUACAACGCUACAUUUUCUCUUGGAAUUUUGUCCAAAAUUUCACGUCAGGAAAAAGGAAAUUCUCUAAUCAUUCUCAAAUCAAUGGAUGCUCUAUGGAAAUUAGAAGAUAAGUGGAAGCUAUCAACCCAAGAAGCUGUAGCAUUUUUUGCAUGCACUGCUUUUCUGGUCAUUGGAGCUUGCUUUGCCACAUUCCUAAAGAGGAGGGCUAAAAGAAGUGGACUAGUUCAUCAAGAACCAUGCAUGAAUACUGAAGCAACAGAUGAAGCAAAGCGGUCUGAUCAGAAACAGAUGAAAAAAUGGGGAGCUGUGAAGGAGUUGCUGAUGGGUUCGGUGAGGUGGAGUGGUGUGAGCAAAUUGGAAGAAAGAAGAUUAAGUGGAAGUCAGAGGGAGAGAGCUGCACCAUUGCUGGUGGUAGGAGGGGAAAAGUGUGAAGAAAAUUUGGGAAGGUUGAGUCAUAAUUCGAGUUCUGCGGUGUGGCAAAGGCCUAUAUUGAUGGGGGAGAAGUGUGAGUUGCCCAGGUUUAGUGGGCUUAUUCUCUAUGAUGAAAGAGGAAGGCCACUUGAUCAGCACGGUGACAUUCAAAGUAUUGAUGAUUUUCAGGGUGAUCAGGAAAGACCAUCUACUUCUGUUAGAACUACUCUGAGGGACUUCCUGUAACAGAUAUCAGUCAAUACUCAACACUUGACUCUGGGAUUGUACUUCCCAGUUGAACUUUUGUUUAUAAUGUUUUUGUGUGAACUAUGAUAUGAUGAAUUGCUCUUAUAUCUUAGAUUAUAAGUUUGCAAUUUGUUUGCUACAGGUCUAAAGAGAGGUCUGUGUGUUUGGGUGCUAAAAAUGUUGAAACCGUAAGAGACAAAUGUGAAAGAAGACUUCGCAUAAAAGUUGGUUAACCUAGCUAGCGCUGGACGUUCUUCCCUUCAAUUCUUUCCCUGGUUGGCUUUACUUAAUUUUUAUUUGCUAGCAUCUAUAUCAUCAGAGUAGCCAAAUGAUCCACCAUCUUCAUCUUCAUUAAUUGUGUAGAACAACAGGGCACUAUGCAUUUGCAAUCCUAUGUCACACCUGAUUCUACACUGGUGUCUCAUUUGCAUUUGCAUUUUCCGGAUAAGGAUCAUAUAUCAGCCCCGUGUAUUUUUUAAAACUGUGCAGAAACUGAGGAGGAGUAAUUCCUACAACUGAAUUCUCGCGAUUGUUGCAGUUCACUUUCUUUCAUGUUUUCCCCCGCUGAGUUGAGUUGCACCAUUAAUAUAUGCCAGAUCCAUUGAGAAACUGACCGUCGUCACGUGUAUGGAAUUAGAAAUGUCACGGCUAAUACUGAGACUCUUUUUACUUCUUCUCUGCUGGAAAACUGCAAAUUUGGUGCCAAUUGUGAUAAAGACUGAAUAGCUUGAGAAAGAGUGUUUUUCCGUA
Messenger RNA from Coffea arabica (coffee), 1424 nucleotides. RefSeq lists its product as uncharacterized. NCBI's taxonomy places the organism in Eukaryota, Viridiplantae, Streptophyta, Magnoliopsida, Gentianales, Rubiaceae. The record is from RefSeq and is a predicted model, not a curated record.